Folsomia candida is the source of this 1710-nucleotide messenger RNA. RefSeq lists its product as uncharacterized. Lineage: Eukaryota; Metazoa; Arthropoda; Collembola; Entomobryomorpha; Isotomidae. The transcript has 4 exons. Bases 432 to 1409 code for a protein of 325 amino acids. The record is from RefSeq and is a predicted model, not a curated record.
AUAUUUUAUUUGAAAUACUAGUCAAGAUACAAGAUACUUUUUUUAGUGAAAAACCGGGAAACUUGCAUAUUUGGUAGUAUUAAAACUUGGAAUUAUGAAGAUUUAAAAACCUCGGACGCAAGGUUCUGUUAUAUAACGUCGUAAUAUUUAUUUAUCCACAGUAAAUAAACCCUCGCACGUGGUCAAAUUUUGUAAUUUGCAUUAUAUUCCUAAUUUGUACCACCAUUAGAGCAAUUAUUCCUAAUUUCAACUGAAUAUACUGUAUCUUGGCCAACCCUGGAAACUAGCAAGUAAAAGACUGUAUACUUUCUCCAGCCUAGUGAACAAACAAAUCAUUCCGAUUUCAUUUUGUACAAUUUUUGAUUUGAAAUCUAAAAAGGAAUACGGAUCAUAAACAUAAUCACCAACCGUCUUCUCCCCCAGGAAUAAUAAUGUUGACCCACACCAGUAGCACGAAACUACCCAAGAAAACGACCAACAAAUCCGGCCAUAAAGCCAAACUUGGUACUGGACCUGUCCCCACCGGUGACACUGGCCAACCCGCCUCCUCCCUCUACUAUUGCGGCCUCCCCCUCAAUCCAUGUCGAUGUGGCGGCUGCCCCACCAAAUUCUGCGGCCCCACGGAUGGCUGUCCUUGUUCCGACUGUGUCGCCAUACUCGGCUGGAAGGUUAACUCGUCCGGUGACCUGGCCAAACCUGGGGGAGCCCUGGGCGAUGGAGGUGACACCACGAUGCCGCCAGAAAAUCUAUUCUACUGUGGAAAAUGGAAGAUGCAAUGUCGCUGUGGGACCUGUGACGGUCAAUGUGGACCCUUAAGCGGGUGUCCGUGUCACUCCUGCAUAGGCCUCGUCGGUCUUCGGGUGAAUCGGGAUGGCGCCCUGUGUCGCAAAGGGGUCGGACAAGGCGUCGGCGUCGUAGGGAUGAAAUGGUGCGAUCUAUAUUAUUGCGGCAAGAGGAAGAUGGAGUGUCGAUGUGGCGGCGAGUGUGGCGAACGGUGUGGUGGAAUUGGUCAGGGGGGAAGUGGGUGCCCCUGUGCGUCCUGUCUCGACCUAGUCACCCAUCCGGGGGGUGUGACGAAGGGGAAAUUCUUUGAAGAAGAGGAAGCCAUGGCGUCAACUUCGACAGAGUUUGCGAAUAAGUUGAACAUUUCGGAGUGUGAGGGUGCAAAUGAGGUGACGACGACAACGACGAGUGAGCUUCCCACGGCGCCGGAAGAAGGAGGAGAAGAAGAAGGCGGGGCGGCGGGCGGGGUCGGGGAGGAAUGUGUCAUUUGUCUCGAGCGGAAAAAACAGUACUUGUUGCUGCCAUGUGGACAUUAUUCGUAUUGUGCGAAAUGCGUCGGGACCGUGAAGGUGUGUGCGAUUUGCAGAUCUCAGAUUACUACGAAGGUCAAAGUUUAUGAGACGUGAGGGUCAAGGGAUGAGUUUUAAAAUGAACUGAGAAUUAAAGCGUGCUUAUUGUUGGGUUCUUAUUAAAUAUUUAGAAAACCAAAUGAUCAAUCAAUGCCAUUUAUAACGAAAGGGUACAAAAUUAUGAUAAGUUUAAUAAUAAUAAACUGGAGUCAUUCUUUAUGUAUGUGAAUAUUUAAAUGCAAUGAAUUUUAUCUAAUUUACUAAAUAAUUUGUGAUGAUUUGUUAACUCUUGAUACAAAUUUUUAACAUUAAUUCGUCUAUUCGAUGUGUAAUAAAAAGUUACGAAUUUUGAAAAUUA